Pleuronectes platessa (European plaice) is the source of this 1949-nucleotide messenger RNA. Its product is annotated as ankyrin repeat and SOCS box protein 5. Gene Ontology annotation, biological process: positive regulation of protein catabolic process; protein ubiquitination; intracellular signal transduction. The transcript is spliced from 7 exons. Gene Ontology annotation, molecular function: protein binding. Bases 22 to 966 code for a protein of 314 amino acids. Lineage: Eukaryota; Metazoa; Chordata; Actinopteri; Pleuronectiformes; Pleuronectidae. The record is from RefSeq and is a predicted model, not a curated record.
GGCUGCUGCAGUCAGUGGACGAUGAGCUGUGAGCGCGUUAGGAGCAACAUGCCCGAGGUCCCGUCCGGAGCCCCGGAGGUGUCCCGGAAAAGAGCCGCCGAGUCCGGCCCGCCUUCCGAACAUAUACCGAAGUGGAAGAAAGUCUGCUGGGGCAUUCUGACCAGCCAAGGAUCCUGGGCAGAUUGCUCCCCUCUCCAUGAAGCAGCUUGUCAGGGUCGACUGCUCGCUCUGCGCACUCUGCUGGCCCAGGGAUAUCACGCUAACAUCAUCACUUUUGAUCAUGUGACCCCUCUACAUGAAGCCUGCCUAUCUGGACACGUAGCCUGUGUCAGAGCAUUAAUAAAUGCUGGAGCUAAUGUAAAUGCUGCUACCAUCAAUGGCGCCACUCCUCUGUACAACUGUUGUGUUUCUGGAAGCGUCAGCUGUAUGGAACUACUGCUGCAGAAUGGAGCACACACACACACGUCACACACACACUUCCCGUCAGCUCUGCACGAAGCCUGCAAGAGAGGUAGCAGCCAGUGUGUAGAGUCCCUACUGACUCAUGGGGCAGAUCCAGACUAUGAGGUGUCCCACCUGGGCUCUCCUCUCUACAUGAGCUGUCUGCACCAACACACAGCUUGCUCCAAGAUUCUGCUGCACAGAGGAGCCAAUGUUAAUGUAGGCAUAGGUGGAGACAGUCCUCUUCAUGCAGCUGUCAGACAGGACGAUGCUGAUCAGGUGUCGCUGCUGCUCGACUAUGGAGCUGAUGUCAACCUGAGAGAUAGCAACAAUCAGCGACCUUUGGAGUUAGCACCUCAGGGUGGAAAAACACAGCAGCUGCUACAAGCAUUUGAAGUUUCUCCGAGGAGUCUCUACCAGUUGUGUCGUAUCCAGAUCAGGAAUCUGAUUGGUCGAUCCAGACUGAAGGAUCUCCCCUCCCUUCCUCUGCCCUCCCUGCUCACCCACUAUCUGGAGCACACAUAGAGGGCACACACACACACAAAGCAGUUGCUGCUUUUUCAGAUUAAAAUUGUUGAUGUGCCACACAUCCUUAUUAACUACUAUACAUGUCAACACAUCAUCUCUAGGGAGUUUACCAUGAGUUUGGCUACUGCAACAUCAUUACUAUCAUCACACAUUUGAAUACAGUUUUGAUCUAGUGCACACUGUACCCUGAUACAUCUUACAUUGCCUCUAUGUUGCCAUAACUACCACAGCCUCUCUUUUUUAUGUUUAUUUGGAAGGAUUUCAUAAUCCCGGGUCAGAUGAUAGUCUGACAGCUGUUCCAGAUGUUUGGCUCUUUAUAUUGGCUAAACAGAAGAUGCAAUUUGGUGAAUGCUGGAGUAUUUUUUCCAGUGACAUGUGCUGGCCUUCAAUUUUCUAUAAUUACAUGUAAAUACCAGUAAAUUAUCCAUGAACUCAGUGGUCUGUUCAGCAAUCUCACUGCUGGGAACAUUGAGGAGAAUUACACUGUUAGUUUGCUCUACCAGCACACGCCAGUAGCUGAAUGUAUCUCAGCCCCUCAUAAAGCUCUUUGUGUACUGUGUCAACACUGUCAAAUAGUAAUUCAUAUGAAGGAUUUCAUUGUUUGUGUAGGAAGUAUUCAGGUAUUUUAUUUAGUGUAAAAAGUGUUCUCCUUUACAUGCAAGGAAAGUGUAAGGAAAUUUAUGAUAGUAUAAUCAGUAAAAUGUUCUGAAAGUAUUACAAAUACACUUUGCACAAAUAAGACCAGUGUGACUGGUACCCAUCGGUAGUAUAUUGCUUCAUUAGUUUAUCACUGCCCCGACAUGAAUGUUUAAGCAGCACUAACUGUAUUUGUUCAUUCAUUGUUUGGUGUUUAAAAAGUGAACUAGUGGAAAUUCCGCUACCACCUCCAUAAUGGUUUGUUUUGUCCAAAUUUAAAACUAAUUGAAAUUUAACCUUAUCUAACCUAAUCUCUGAAAUGAAUAAAACACAUUUAUAUUUAA